AGGUACCGUGGUACCGCGGCUCCGUGAUCCCGCCGCGCUCUGCCCGCUCUGGCCCGCGGCCGGCACCUGCCCGGCCGCUGUCCGGGGCUCCGGGCCUCCGCCGGGAGCCACCGGCGGCGCGGGCGGGCUGCGGCUCCCGCCCCUGCCCUACCGGGCUCCGUCGGGGGUCCCGGCUGUCGGGGCCGUUCCCUUUUCCGGGAUCGGUGCCUCGGGGGGGGUGGGAGCCCGGUCUGUCGCCGGCCGGGACGCUGCGGGACGGUCCCUCGGCUCGGGCGGCCCCGGGACGGUUCCGCCGCCGCCCUGGCCGCCUGCCCGCCGCCCGAGCCCGGCGCUCCGCGGGACGGAGCGGGGCCGGUGGGUUCGGAGCACCCCUUCUGGGACCCCCUCUGCCCCCCCAGGGCGGGUAGAUGUUUCUGAAACUGCCGCAAGGAAGUAACGAAUUAAGACGGACUAAAAAUAAAGGCCCGGAGCGGGAUCGCGGCUGGAGCUUCCCCGGCUGCGGGGCGGGGGCAGCGGCCGGGUCCCGGUGCCGCUCGGAGCGCGUUUCCCUCCCGUGGGCCGGUGCUUUAUAUUUUUAGGGGAGCUUUUUUUGGAGGAUGAAAUUAUCCAGAAAGAAAAUUGGUGUCUAAUUUGAGCUGAAAAUGGACGUCUGAGGUGUGCGGGGAGGAGGGACUGGGGCCGCUUCCCUGCCCCCGACAGCGCGGCGGGGGUGGCGGGGCAGCCCCCGGUGCUUCAGCGCCUCCCGCUCGCUCGCGUCUCUGCCCUUCAUCAUCCUGACUCUGGUGAACUCCCCCUACAAGCGAGGCUUCUACUGCAACGAUGACUCCAUCCGCUACCCCUACAAGGCAGACACCAUCACCCACGGCCUCAUGGCCGGCGUCACCAUCAGCUGCACUGUUAUCAUUAUCUCGUCGGGGGAGGCGUACCUGGUCUACACUGAGCGUCUCUACUCCAAGUCAGAAUUCAACAAUUACCUGGCUGCCCUCUACAAGGUGGUUGGGACCUUCCUCUUCGGGGGGGCCAUCAGCCAGUCCCUGACUGACCUGGCCAAAUACAUGAUCGGCCGUCUCCGGCCCAACUUCCUGGCUGUCUGCAACCCUGACUGGUCCAAGGUGAACUGCUCCAUCUAUGUGCAGCUGGAGAACGUCUGCCAGGGAGAGAGCAGGAACGUCACCGAGUCCAGACUGUCCUUCUACUCGGGACACUCUUCCUUUGGCAUGUACUGCAUGAUGUUCCUGGCGCUCUACGUGCAGGCCCGCCUGGUGGGGAAGUGGGCCCGGUUGCUGCGUCCCACCAUCCAGUUCCUCCUCAUCGCCUUCGCCAUCUACGUGGGCUACACCCGGGUGUCCGACUACAAGCACCACUGGAGCGACGUGCUGGUGGGGCUGCUGCAGGGGGCUCUCAUUGCCGUCCUCAUCGUCCACUACGUCUCCGACUUCUUCAAGCAGCGUCCGCCGCGGCAGUGCGAGGACAAGGACCCGGAGCGCAAGCCCAGCCUGCCCCUCACCCUGAGCGACCCCGACCACAAUCACUACAGCUACCGGGGUGCCCCGUGAGCCCGGGCUGCAGCCCUGCCCCUCGCCGUGCUCCUGGCUCCGGGGACAGCUGCCUCCGCAUUGACCAUUGGCUCCACGGCUCUGGUGCCUCUGGCUGACACGAGUGGGACAGCCCUGCCUGUUCCCACUGCCACCGUGCCACCGUGCCCGUGGUGCUGCCGGUGCCUGGCUCCCCGUGGGGAGGGGAUGUCCUCCCCCCCUGUGCGUCACGCCCCAAGGCUGCUGUCCCAGCCCUUCAGGGAGGGGAGGGCGGCGCGUGGGGGUGGAUUUGUUGGGCUGGCAAAGCACACUGAGCGAAGAGCAAACUCCUUGGGAAGGCUGAGCUUGCCUGGGCCGAGUGUGUGUUGUCCCUGUCAAAUUAUCCAGCCAUACAAGUACAAAUCCUCACAGGCACAGAGGGAGCAGGACAGCUUCUGGGCUAGCCAGAGUGUUUUGGAAAGGAUUAAAGCAAUCCAGAGCUCUUCUCUGCUCCAUUGAUUACCUUUAAGAGCAGUCCUGCCCGCCAGCAGCUGCUGUGAGCAAAGGGUGCCUGGGCAGGCUCUUCUCUGGCUGUGCCCAAUUCUGCAGAGCUGGGAGCCAGAGCUGUUUGCCCCCUGCCUGCUUCACGCCUGGCUUGGGCAAGGAGCUGCUGCUCUAGCCUUUGUCCCUCCUGCAGCUUCAGCUGAUGCUUUAGGGUGUGUGGCGGGGCUAGGGAGACAUUUUCUGUGGUAAAGGAAAAUAAAUGGGGAUGUGGAGCUGUCCAAAUGUCCUGGGAAAGUGGGGGCAAUGGGUACAGAGCAGUCCCAUCACUGACACGUGGCUGCCUCCAGCACUGGAGUGCUGUGGGUCUCUUUUUAAAAUACACGCAUUUUCAUUAUGAUGUUGUUUUUAAAUUAGAUCAUCUUUAAAGAA
This is a messenger RNA of Motacilla alba alba, 2447 nucleotides long. RefSeq names its product phospholipid phosphatase 2 (gene PLPP2). The record is from RefSeq and is a predicted model, not a curated record. Gene Ontology annotation, biological process: signal transduction; phospholipid metabolic process; phospholipid dephosphorylation. The transcript is spliced from 6 exons. Lineage: Eukaryota; Metazoa; Chordata; Aves; Passeriformes; Motacillidae. Gene Ontology annotation, molecular function: phosphatidate phosphatase activity. Bases 870 to 1556 code for a protein of 228 amino acids.